This is a messenger RNA of Homalodisca vitripennis (glassy-winged sharpshooter), 2307 nucleotides long. Its product is annotated as mucin-2-like. The coding region runs from base 1 to 2307 and encodes 768 amino acids. The record is from RefSeq and is a predicted model, not a curated record. The transcript is spliced from 3 exons. NCBI's taxonomy places the organism in Eukaryota, Metazoa, Arthropoda, Insecta, Hemiptera, Cicadellidae.
AUGGGCAGUGCGGUGGCCGCGCUGAUACCCUCUAAUUUAAAAACUAACCAGACCGCAAACACAACCUCCACCAAACCAGACCGCAUCACACCCGCCGCUAACCAGACCGCAUCAUACCCACCACGAACCAGACCGCAAACACAACCUCCACCAAACCAGACCGCAUCACACCCGCCGCUAACCAGACCGCAUCAUACCCACCACGAACCAGACCGCAAACACAACCUCCACCAAACCAGACGGCAUCACACCCGCCACCAACCAGACCACAUUACAGCCGCCAACAACCAAACUGCAAACACAACCUCCACCAAACCAGACCGCAUCAAACCCGCCGCUAACCAGACCGGAUCAUACCCACCACGAACCAGACCUCAAAUACAACCUCCACCAAACCAGACCGCAUCACACCCGCCACCGACCAGACCACAUCACAGCCGCCAACAACCAGACUGCAAACACAACCUCCACCAAACCAGAACGCACCACACCCGCCACCAACCAGACCACAUCACAGCCGCCAACAACCAGACUGCAAACACAACCUCCACCAAACCAGACCGCAUCACACCCGCCGCUAACCAGACCGCAUCAUACCCACCACGAACCAGACCGCAAACACAACCUCCACCAAACCAGACCGCAUCACACCCGCCGCUAACCAGACCGCAUCAUACCCACCACGAACCAGACCGCAAACACAACCUCCACCAAACCAGACGGCAUCACACCCGCCACCAACCAGACCACAUUACAGCCGCCAACAACCAAACUGCAAACACAACCUCCACCAAACCAGACCGCAUCAAACCCGCCGCUAACCAGACCGGAUCAUACCCACCACGAACCAGACCUCAAAUACAACCUCCACCAAACCAGACCGCAUCACACCCGCCACCGACCAGACCACAUCACAGCCGCCAACAACCAGACUGCAAACACAACCUCCACCAAACCAGAACGCACCACACCCGCCACCAACCAGACCACAUCACAGCCGCCAACAACCAGACUGCAAACACAACCUCCACCAAACCAGACCGCAUCACACCUGCAUCACACUCGCCACCAACCAGACCGCAUCCACACGCCGACAAUCAGACCGCAUCACACCCGCCGACAACCAGACCGCAUCACACCCGCCGACAACCAGACCACAUCACACCCGCCGACAACCAGACCGCAUCACACCCGCCGACAACCAGACCGCAUCACACCCGCCGACAACCAGACCGCAUCACACCCGCCGACAACCAGACCGCAUCACAACCGCCGACAACCAGACCGCAUCACACCCGCCGACAACCAGACCUCAUCAUACCCGCCGCCAACCAGACCGCAUCACACCCGCCGACAACCAGACCGCAUCACACACGCCGACAACCAGACCGCAUCACAACCACCGACAACCAGACCACAUCAUACCCGCCGACAACCAGACCGCAUCACACCCGCCGACAACCAGACCGCAUCACACCCGCCGACAACCAGACCGCAUCACACCCGCCGACAACCAGACCGCAUCACACCCGCCGACAACCAGACCGCAUCACACCCGCCGACAACCAGACCGCAUCACACCCGCCGACAACCAGACCGCAUCACAACCGCCGACAACCAGACCACAUCAUACCCGCCGACAACCAGACCACAUCAUACCCGCCGACAACCAGACCUCAUCACACCCGCCGACAACCAGACCACAUGACACCCGCCGACAACCAGACCGCAUCACACCCGCCGACAACCAGACCGCAUCACACCCGCCGACAACCAGACCGCAUCACACCCGCCGACAACCAGACCGCAUCACAACCGCCGACAACCAGACUGCAUCAUACCCGCCAACAAUCAGAACGUAUCACACCCCCCACCGACCAAACCGCAAACAAAAUCAGCACCAAUCAGAUCGCAUCCACUCGCCGCCAACCAGACCGCAUCAUACCCACCGACAAUCAGAACGUAUCACACCACCCACCAACCAAACCUCAAACAAAAUCAGCACCAAUCAGAUCGCAUCCAUAUGCCGACAAUCAGACCGCAUCACACCCGCCGACAACCAGACCACAUCACACCCGCCAAAAACCAGACCACAUCAUACCCGCCGACAACCAGAUCACAUCAUACCCGCCGACAACCAGACCACAUCACACCCGCCGACAUCCAGACCACAUCAUACCCGCCGCCAACCAGACCGCAUCACAACCCCCUACAACCAGACUGCAUCAUACCCGCCAACAAUCAGAACGUAUCACACCCCCCACCAACCAAAAUAACAAACACAAACCGCCACCAACCAGACCGUAA